Molecule: messenger RNA, 2627 nt
Organism: Chanos chanos (milkfish)
Lineage: Eukaryota; Metazoa; Chordata; Actinopteri; Gonorynchiformes; Chanidae
Gene: ilf3a
Product: interleukin enhancer binding factor 3a
Exons: 19
Coding region: 26-2611 (861 amino acids)
Cellular component (GO): precatalytic spliceosome
Molecular function (GO): single-stranded RNA binding; double-stranded RNA binding
Source: RefSeq, a predicted model, not a curated record
AGGUUAGCCUAAUGGUUAGGAGCAAAUGGAUGAUUUUAGACGACCGUACGAUCCACCAUCGUGGGACGAACAUCAGGCAUACGAAGAGCUCGUGUACUGGUACGACUUGAUACAGCGCGGUCGUCGUCUCCACCCACACGAAUAUGAGAGAUACGAGGAUCUACGAUAUUGGUAUGACUGUUUGUGUUAUGAGGAGGAACUUAGACAAUAUCAUGACUACGUCGCCAGUCUCCAGAGAUAUGAAGAAGAGCAUCCCCGACCGGAAACAGUAUGCCAUCCAAACUUUACAAAUAUAACCUCGCGACUGUUUGUCAGCGACGAUCUCCACGUGAUGAGCAAGCAUGCUACCGUCUACCCCUCGGCCGAGGAGCUGGAGGCUGUCCAGAACAUGGUCUCUCACAUCGAGUGUGGCCUCAAGACGGUCUCUGAUUGGAUGAAUGAACAGGAAUUGUGCAAAGCCCCUGAAAGUGAUCAGACUUUGCGGAAACUUCGUGGAGUCUAUAGGGUGGGUCUUGUCGCCAAGGGGCUGUUGCUAAAGGACGAUUUGGACUUGGAACUAGUUUUGCUCUCCCAAGAUAUUCCGACGACUGCGCUUCUCAUGAUUGUCUCGGGCAAACUCUCUGAACUUAUAAAGACCAUCACUGAGGAUAAGUACGUCAUAACCCCGGUCAUCAAAGAAGCAGCCAUCGUUAUCAAACGUGUGGCGGAGCCGAUCUUGACGUUAACCGUCCGCCUGACAUCGCCGAAGGUCAGGGAGCACGCCGAGAGAGACGCGGACGGAGAACCGCAAUCAGUCGACGACGCGCUGGACACGCUGGACAGGCAGAAAUGUCUGGCUGCUUUGGCGACGCUCCGCCAUGUCAAGUGGUUUCAGGCUAAAGCCAGCCAGCUGAAUUCGUGCGUUAUCGUCAUCCGCGUCAUGAGAGAUCUUUGCACCCGUGUUCCCACCUGGACACCUUUCAAAGGAUGGGCUCUUGAGCUACUGUGUGAAAAAGCCAUUGCCACAUGCGAAAGGGAGUUGAGUCCAGGAGAGGCCCUACGGAGAGUCCUUGAGUGCCUUGCAUCAGGAAUCUUGUUAAAUGACGGUCCAGGCAUCGCAGAUCCAUGUGAGAGAGAACCUGUGGAUGCAGCCAGCUAUCUUAACCAGCAGCAACGGGAAGAUAUCACACAGAGCGCACAGUUUGCCUUGCGAUUGGCUGCUUUCGGCCAGAUUCACAAAGUGCUGGGGAUGGAUCGUUUGUCCCCGAAAAACAGGAUGUGUAAAGAGUACGACCCCAACAUCACAGCUCAAAUCCCGGGGGGGGCUGCGUGUGCCACUGCGGCAAAGCGAUCCAUGGACGGUGACUAUGAAGUAGACGACCGAAAUCCCAACAAAAGGAAGAAAAAGUUCCAAAAGAAAGGCCCGGAGAUGAAGUCUGAACCUGCCCAGGCUCCGAACGCCCUGAUGAAGCUUAACCAGCUCAGGCCUGGGCUUCUGUACAAGUUGGAGUCUCAGACCGGCCCUGUUCACGUCCCCAUAUUCACCAUGUCCGUCGAGGUGGACGGCCAAGUCCACAGAGCCGCAGGACCUUCUAAACGUGUAGCCAAGCUCAGAGUUGCCCUUAAGGCUCUUCGGGCGUUGGGCGUGUCUGUUGGGCCGGAGACAAAACCGUGUGACCAAAAUCAGAGCCAAGAUGGAGUGGAUGACACGACAACAAGUGCAGACGCUGAUAAAACCGCCUCGGACGCAGCCCUGUCUGAUACUGUUGCCGAGCAGGUGGGUCCCAUCCUGACCCGGCACGGCAAAAAUCCCGUGAUGGAGCUGAACGAGAAACGGCGGAGCCUUAAAUACAAUCUCGUCUCCGUAAAAGGGGGGAGCCACGACAAGAGCUUUGUCAUCGAGGUGGAGGUUGACGGACAGAAAUUCCAGGGCACCGGCUCCAAUAAGAAAGUGGCAAAGGCCAACGCUGCCCUGGCUGCCUUAGAGAAGCUCUUCCCAGACGACACAGAAAACUCGAACGGCCUCAAGAAAAAAACUUUCCCUCAGACGGGCUUCGGCGCGCCGGCCGGUCUCCAGCCCAAUUCCGCAGCCGUCAGAGGCCGGGGAAGAGGGAGGGGCAGGGGACGUGGAAGAGGGUUUACAGGUGCUAACUCUUUUCAAACAGGCACAACCGGUGGAGCAGCUGAGUGGGCAUCUACAGCUGGCAUGGCUCCAGCUAACCCCCCCCCUCCAGCGGCCGUGAAUUCUUAUUACCCCGCCGGGGGCGUCGCAGGACCUCAGAAGGGGCAGUCUGGCCCCGCUGUCACCGCGGUGGGGGAAACAGGGACAUACCAGGCUGUCCCUCCGCCAUCCCAGGGUUACUACAGUCAGUACAGCCAAACCUACUCCCAGUUUAGGAAACCUCCCCCCGAGCACGCCCCGCUGGUGGGGCCCGACUACGGUUACGGCGCCGUGCCGGCCCAGGGCGCGGGCGUGGGGUCCCCGGACUACGGCUACGGAGGAUUUGGCAGCCAGUCCACUUUCAACUCGAUGGGACCAACUUCUCAGGGUUAUGGGAUGACCCCGAGCGCGUACCCAAACUUGGGAGGGUACAGCAGUGGAGUGGAAAAUAUGGAUUACACAUACAGAUAGAAGGACCCUCCUUUUC